This is a messenger RNA of Lymnaea stagnalis (great pond snail), 5600 nucleotides long. Lineage: Eukaryota; Metazoa; Mollusca; Gastropoda; Lymnaeidae. The record is from the annotation of a GenBank genome assembly.
GUGCUGCAAGACAAACAAAUAAUUGCUGCUGAAAUUCACCUGUCACUUGAGUAAGGUACAGCAUACAAUGGGAGCGCAAGCUUCUGUUCCUGAUAAAAUUCAGGCAGCAUCCCGCUCCACGUUUGCACGUUUGUCUCAAGCAUACACCGUCUCGGAUAAUGAUCAGGUUUGCAAAGAGAAAAGGAAGAAAGCUGCUUCAAAGUUUGCAACCCUUCGUAAAAAGCUUGUGCGUGCUCGCAGACAGAGUAAAUCGUUUGAUCAUGCCAAGGCAAUGAGAGAAUUGUUGUCAACUUGGCCUAUUGACGAUGUCAGGAUUCUUGUUCAGGAAUAUGAAGCGUCGGUUGCUUUAAAAGAAUUGUCAUUUGCGGCCAGCAUGGCCAGACCACCAGCUCAUUCUCUCCGAUAUGAUCUCUCACGUCUCUAUGACUGUAAAUUCUGCACUGAUGUUGAUCUCAUUUUCAAGAACAAUUGUUUUCCUGUGCAUCGAGCUAUUCUUUCAGUGAGGAGCCCGUAUUUCAAAAAACUUUUGGCACAACAUCCAGAAUAUGGGGCUCAAGUUCAUGUCAAGCUGAAAACGCCUGGUGUUGAUGCCGAACUAUUUUCAGCUCUGCUCAGGUAUUUAUAUUCAGAUGAGCUGCCUAAAGAAAGUUUGGAACACAGUGACCUCUUGGGAGAGCUUGCUGGUGAAUUCGGUGUUCCUAAUGCUCUUGAGCAUGAUAUGAAACAGCUUUUAGACAGUGGUGAGCUUAGUGAUGCAAUACUUGUGUUUUCUACUGAUUCAGAUAAUGUUGAGGCCUCAAGCUGUCAUCAUGUUAAUGGCCCAUGUCAUUGUAUGGCUCAGAGCGCUUAUGGACCACAAAAGACAUCUAGAUUUGAAUUCCCAUGUCAUAGGGCCAUUAUUGCUUCAAGGUCACCAUUUUUCAGGAACUUAAUAAACCGUCGAGCUAAAUCGGGAGAGGAAUUAACAGAGAGAACUUUAAGAACACCUUCAAGAAUUAUUCUUGAUGAAUCUGUGAUACCUAGACGUUAUGCUCGUGUUCUUUUGACAGCAUUAUAUCAGGAUACUGUGGACAUGGGGUGUGUGUUGAGGGGUAGCCCUAGCAUGUGUAGUUUGAGUGAAAUUCAAGCAAUGGUCUCUACAGGACGAUGUCAAAUGACUGUUGUAGAUGAAGCAAUGGAGUUGUACCAAAUAGGCCAGUUUCUGGAUACACAGAUAAUAUCCCAAGGUAUUUUAUUUACAGUAACAGAAAUGUUUCAUUAGCAAAAAAGAAAAAGUGAAUAUGGCUAGAUAUAAUAAAGUAUAACAUUAAAGCUUUUAGACAUGUAAAUGAAGGAUUAAAUCAUUUAUGUCCAAUAACUAUAGGUAAAUAAAGUUUUAUUUCAACACACCCCAUUUUUAUAAAGAAUUUAAGUUUAUUUUUUUUUUUAAAUAUGCUAUUCUGUCAGAUUUUUUUAUCUAUUUUAGAACAAACAUAAUAAUAUGUCAUUGGGCAAGCCAAUGGCAAAUAUAAGUUGUGCUUAUUCAUUCUCCACACACCUUGUCUUACUAUAAACAGGCUGUGAAGAUAUUAUCAUUGACAAGCUGACAGCUGAUACUCUAAUGAGUGUUCUCAGUUGGAGUGCAGAACCCCAUGGUUCGCAGUGGGUACAUCGUCAGGCUAUGUCAUUUUUAACUGAAGAAUUUUCACAGGUAUAUCUCCUACUUAAUUUUGUCCAGACAUUUGUAUUUCUUUUUUUCUCACUAUGCAAUCCAGCCAGUUUAAGCGUAGCCCACAUACUAUUCUACUGGUAAUAAUAAUAUCUACAAAUAUAUCAGGCAUGUAAUUGGAAUGUAUUUGGCUCUUUGGUGAUAAUGAGCACUUUGCAAGUUUGCCCCCAUUCAAUUAUAUUUUUGAAAUGUUUCAUUGUUAAAUUAUAAUUUGUCAGUUCUGAUUUAAAAUUGAUUUCACAUAUCAGUGGUUGCCAUCUGCAAUUCAUUCCUUGGUGUAGCUCCAGAACAAUGUUUAAAUGUUGUUCUUUUAAUGUAAUGUUUAGUGCUCUUAUAAGAUUAAGAUAAGAACUCUUGGCAAUUUGAAUAGAUUUUGACAUGACAUGCCUGCAAAAUAUCAAUACUUCCAUGAAUAUGUUAUAUGCCUCCAUGCAGCCUACUAGUUUGCCUCCACUGUCAUAUAUUAUGAAUGAAAAUAGUCUUUUGUUUAUUAAAAAAUGCUAGCUUGGAGAUUAGCUUGUUUUCUAUCUUACACAAAGCUAUAUUGCAUAAAUUAAAACUAAUGCUAAUAUUUCAACUGAAACUAUAUUUUCCUUGCAGAUUGCCAAUGUACCUGUUCUGUUAGAAAUGAGUAAAGACUUCCUAAAAUAUGUGGUGUCAUCUGACUAUUUACAGGUUCGAAUUACAAAUUAAAAUUCUUUGAUCUUCUUUACUUCUUAGAAAUCAAUAUGUUGAAAAAUAAAUGUUUGGGAAAACAUGGUUUAUUUGAGCUACAUAAUUAUGAUUAAAGUUCAUGUUAACAAUAUAACUAAACUUUAUUUUGUGUAACUUCUUUUAACAUUUUUUUUUUAAAUUUAUCUUUGGAACAUUUUUUGCAGCUAAUUUGCAUCUGAUAAAACUAUUUUCAGGAUUUAAUGCAAUAAUUUAUCAACCACAUUACCAUAGAUAGUUGCAUACAUAUAUAUAUAUAUAUUUAUCAAUCAUUAUUCAUUACAGUGCGCAGAGCAAGAUGUUUUAGCAAGUGUGAUCAGGUGGGGGGAGCACCAGCUUACUAAAAGAAUAGAAGAAAGAGGUGGGUUCUUCCAGGGAACAAAACAAUUAACUUUUUGUAUCUUUAUAUUAAGUCUGUUUUUGAAAAUUCUAUUUUGCCUAACUGGAGCGAAGUUGAUCUUUUAAAUUAUUUCAUGGGUACCUGUACAUUUCUUUCUUAACUGGUAGAAAAAGCUGGUAUUGUCAUAAAUGUAUUUUCAGUAUGGUUUAAGUUCUUUUUAUUAUUCAGCAAAAUUAAUUAUUUUCAGGCAAGACAUGUAAUGAUUGUUAUUCAUACUGAAGAUUCGGGGAAAUUCAUUUUCUAAUGAUACUUGUAGUUACAAAAAUAUCCAUUCUUUUAAGCUGGUUUUAUGUUUUAGAUGGGGAAUUUACUGGUUACAUUCAAAUAAAAACUGGCAUCAUUUUAUACUAUAUGAUUUAGUCACAAUUGUCAAGAAGCUUCAAAAUCUAUUAAUUUUUCAGAGCCCAACCUUCUGUCUCACACGGCCCACAGUGUUACAAAGAAAGGUGUAAAGAAAAGGGACCUUAGCGAUGUUGAACUCAAAGAAUUGCUCGCAGAACUUUUGCCUUUAGUGCGUAUUGAACAUAUUUUGCCACCUACAAAUGAAAUUCUUACCAAUGCAGUAAAGCGAGGACUUCUGGAGCCCAUUUGCUCUCAUCAUGAAGAUGUGUUAUUGCACAGAAUUGGAGCCUGGACAGGCAUUACCAAGAGUGGUGUUUUCCUCAAGCCAAGAUUAUUUCUGCCUUACUACGAAGAAGCUAAGGUUAGAUAAUUGUCUGACAAUUUGAAGAGAUAAAAUAUAUGAUUCGCUAAUGUCAAUAAAAUAUGCUUUUAUGAAUUCUUUAAUUAAAAAUGCUAUUUAAAAGCAAUAGCUUAUUUUCUUUAUCUUUUUUUAUUUAAUUUAUUUGUAUUGUAUUUUGUUUAAAUAUGGAUUUUUUAUUUGCAAUUAUUAUUAAGUUCAUUUUAAAACAUCAGAUUUUAGGUGCAGUAAAGAAAUAAAACUAAUUCUUGAUGCUUGUUAAAUCUUUUCCAGAAUUUCUUGGAAGAGCUUUUAUCACAGGGUCAUGAUUCAGGGAGCAAAGUUAGAGCAAUACACCUUUCAGCAAUCCCUGAUACAUUAUAUAUGCUGGAUGACCAGGAGGCCUCACUGCCUUUAACUUAUUCAGGGUCACCUGUGUCAACUGUAGAUAUAAUAGCAGGAACAAUUCCAGGUGAGAAUAUGGAAAAAAUUAUUCUACAACUUCUGUUUCGGAUCCCAACAAAAAUGUCUUUCAGUUUGGUAUUUUUCCUUUCUGUUAAUGUUUGUAAAUUUCUUCUGCAACUCAAGUUUUGUAGAAAAAAAAAAAAGAAAUAAAAAAAAACAAGCAUGUAAAUACUUUUUAAAAAUAUUUUUUUAAAAUUAAUUUUAGUAAAGAAGAUGAUUGUUAAAUAUGCCAUUGAUGAAUAAAUGUUCUUGCCAGUCCCUGACAAAGCUACAUUUGCCAAGAUGUUGGAGAGAGAACAGGAACUUCAACUGUCUAAAUCAGCCCAGCAAGCCAUAUCCCUUUCGUGCAUAGAAAAGAGAUCUAUCAUCAAAAAUGUAUCAAUACUUAUACAGUUACGUGUGGUGAGAGAGUUUGGUCUGCCUGACAGUGCCAUGGAAGUUCUGCAGAACAGUCAGUAUUACUACACAAACAGCAGUCACCAUUGUCGCCAUUUGCACCACCACUGCCCUCAAAAUCAGCAUCUCAAUCAGCAGCGGCAGUACCACUUAUCAAGGAAUUCCAUUGGCAAUGUGCCAUCCUCGUUACCAUAUCGUGAUAUUGAGGUAGUAACCUAUUUUAAUACUGUAUAUUUAAAGUAAUAGGGACGUUACAGUUUUGGAUACUUUUUAUCUCUGCCUUUUAAUUCCCAAUGUUGAGGUUCAUAUCUGAAAGAUUGUGUGUAAAUUUUUGUUGAAAGAUUUUGAUUGUUCCUCAAUUUGUUAUUGUAAUCUAAAAAUAAUAAACGAUGGAAUCACCAGUAAAUUACAGUCAUGAAUGUGUUAACACUACCGUGGGUGUAAUAAAAGUAGUGCUUAGGUUCUUAAGGUUAUGUUAAUAUAUUAAAUUGAUUGACACUAAUUGUGGGGGCUACAUCAAACUGUUUGGUUUUUUUUGCUGACAUCUGUCCGUCACAAUGUGACGAUGGUGACAUCAAACUGUUGUAAUGCAAAAUAAUAUUAAUCUUUUUUAUUUAACAGAGAGAUCUUUUUUCUGAGCGUGCCCUAAGAGAAGUAAUGCCUGACAUAGCCUUGGCUUCAAGCACUCUGUCACAGAUCCAUGUCUAUGAUGAAACCUUGGAACUUGACAUUGGUGACCGAAGUAAUGAGAGGCAUGCCACACUGUAUAUUUAAUUCAAACACUGAACUCUUCAUCUCAAAUACGCACAUGAGCUGUGAUGGAUCAUUCACUGUUGCACCAGAAAAUGCCUUAAAUAACUUCCAAUGAUCCUCUCAAGGCUACUUUACAAGAAAACUGUCAUUUCUACACACUUGGUAAAGAAUGUGUUAUUAUUUCUAUAUGGGCACUUGAAACUAUUCUCAAUUGUUUAAAAUUUCACAUACAAAAGUUAAUAUCACCAAUUCUUAGAUUUAAGUGUAUGAGUAGGUGUGUCUUUUUUAAAUACAUUUUUCCCCAUUACAGUAUUUCAGGAGAACGUUUAGAACACUGGUAACAAGUCUGUGUUUUUAAAAUAAAUGGGUCACUAGAAUCUCUCACUGAAUUGUUACGUAAAGAUUGGAUAUACCACUUUACCUCCUUAGCAAAAUAUUUUUGGUUCUUCCUUUGCUGAAAAGAUAUGUUUGUAAUUCUCUGUGUUUUU